GCGCAGGCCUCUCGCUGAUUGGUUGCGGCGGAUGCCUCGCGGGCCGGUGGCUAUGGAGGCGGCGGCGGUUGAUGGUUGACCGUUGGCUCCGGGGUAGGGGUCGCCGUUCGAGUGAUCUGCUCAGACCCGACCAGAGGGCGCGGGCUGCUGAUGCUUGGCUUGGAGCCCGUGGGGGAGACCUAGUUCGGCUCCGCCAUGCCGGCCGCCGGGAGUAACGAGCCGGACGGCGUCCUCAGCUAUCAGAGACCAGAUGAAGAAGCUGUGGUGGAUCAGGGUGGGACCAGUACAAUUCUCAACAUUCACUAUGAAAAAGAAGAGCUGGAAGGUCACAGAACUCUAUAUGUGGGAGUUCGGAUGCCGCUUGGCCGGCAGAGCCAUCGGCAUCACCGCACUCAUGGCCAGAAGCACCGGAGACGAGGGCGGGGCAAAGGAGCCAGCCAGGGGGAGGAAGGCCUGGAAGCCCUGGCCCACGACACACCAUCUCAGCGUGUUCAAUUCAUUCUUGGCACCGAGGAAGAUGAAGAGCAUGUGCCUCAUGAGCUCUUUACAGAGCUGGAUGAGAUCUGUAUGAAAGAGGGAGAAGAUGCUGAGUGGAAGGAAACAGCCAGGUGGCUGAAGUUUGAAGAAGAUGUUGAAGAUGGGGGAGAACGCUGGAGCAAGCCUUAUGUGGCAACCCUUUCAUUGCACAGCCUGUUUGAGCUAAGGAGCUGCCUUAUUAAUGGAACAGUCCUCCUGGAUAUGCGUGCAAAUAGCAUAGAAGAAAUUUCAGACCUGAUCCUGGAUCAGCAAGAACUGUCCAGUGACCUGAAUGACAGCAUGAGGGUUAAAGUGCGGGAAGCCCUUCUCAAAAAGCAUCAUCAUCAGAAUGAAAAGAAGAGAAACAACCUCAUUCCCAUUGUUCGCUCCUUUGCUGAGGUUGGCAAGAAGCAGUCUGAUCCUCAUUUGAUGGAUAAACAUGGUCAAACCGUGUCUCCUCAGUCUGUUCCAACUACAAAUCUUGAAGUAAAAAAUGGAGUGAAUUGUGAACAUAGUCCUGUGGAUUUAAGCAAGGUAGACCUUCAUUUCAUGAAAAAAAUUCCUACUGGGGCCGAGGCCUCCAAUGUCCUGGUUGGAGAGGUGGAUAUUUUGGACCGUCCCAUUGUUGCCUUUGUGAGGCUGUCUCCAGCUAUUCUUCUCUCAGGCCUAACAGAAGUGCCAAUCCCAACAAGAUUUUUGUUUAUCUUAUUGGGUCCAGUAGGGAAAGGUCAGCAGUACCAUGAGAUUGGCAGAUCCAUGGCCACCAUCAUGACAGAUGAGAUUUUUCAUGACGUAGCAUAUAAGGCAAAAGAGCGAGAUGAUCUCCUGGCGGGGAUUGAUGAGUUCCUAGACCAGGUGACGGUGCUCCCUCCAGGAGAGUGGGAUCCCUCCAUUAGAAUUGAGCCACCCAAAAAUGUCCCUUCCCAGGAGAAAAGGAAAAUGCCUGGAGUUCCAAAUGGAAAUGUUUGCCACAUAGAACAGGAACCACAUGGGGGUCACAGUGGGCCAGAACUUCAGCGCACUGGACGGCUAUUUGGGGGCUUGGUGCUGGACAUCAAGCGGAAGGCCCCCUGGUACUGGAGUGACUACCGGGAUGCACUCAGCUUACAGUGUUUGGCUUCCUUUCUGUUCCUGUACUGUGCCUGCAUGUCACCUGUCAUCACCUUUGGGGGAUUGCUUGGAGAAGCCACUGAGGGACGCAUAAGUGCAAUUGAAUCCUUGUUUGGAGCUUCCAUGACUGGGAUUGCUUAUUCCUUGUUUGCGGGACAGGCUCUCACCAUCCUGGGAAGUACUGGACCAGUGCUUGUGUUUGAAAAGAUUUUGUUCAAAUUCUGCAAAGACUAUGCUCUUUCAUACCUCUCCCUGCGAGCUUGUAUUGGACUGUGGACCGCUUUCCUGUGUAUUGUCCUUGUGGCAACUGAUGCCAGUUCCCUUGUCUGCUACAUUACCCGUUUCACUGAAGAAGCAUUUGCCUCCCUAAUUUGCAUUAUUUUCAUCUACGAAGCAAUAGAAAAACUGAUUCACCUGGCAGAGACCUACCCCAUCCACAUGCACAGCCAGCUGGACCACCUUAGCCUCUAUUACUGCAGGUGUACUCUCCCAGAGAAUCCAAACAAUCACACCCUCCAGUACUGGAAGGACCACAACAUCGUGACAGCAGAAGUCCACUGGGCUAACCUGACUGUCAGUGAAUGCCAGGAGAUGCAUGGAGAGUUCAUGGGAUCUGCGUGCGGCCAUCAUGGACCCUACACUCCUGAUGUCCUCUUUUGGUCCUGUAUUCUCUUUUUCACCACCUUCAUCCUCUCAAGCACCUUAAAGACGUUUAAGACGAGCCGUUAUUUCCCAACCAGAGUACGCUCCAUGGUGAGUGACUUUGCUGUUUUCCUCACUAUCUUCACAAUGGUGAUUAUUGAUUUUUUGAUUGGAGUCCCAUCACCAAAGCUUCAAGUUCCCAGUGUGUUCAAGCCAACAAGGGAUGAUCGCGGAUGGAUUAUUAAUCCCAUUGGCCCCAAUCCCUGGUGGACUGUGAUAGCUGCAAUUAUCCCAGCUCUUCUCUGUACUAUCUUGAUAUUCAUGGAUCAGCAGAUCACGGCCGUCAUUAUUAACAGGAAGGAACAUAAGCUCAAGAAAGGCUGUGGCUACCACCUGGACCUACUGAUGGUGGCCAUCAUGCUGGGUGUCUGCUCCAUCAUGGGCCUGCCCUGGUUUGUAGCUGCAACUGUCUUGUCCAUCACACAUGUGAACAGCCUCAAGCUAGAAUCUGAGUGCUCUGCUCCUGGAGAACAGCCCAAGUUCCUGGGCAUCCGAGAACAGAGAGUGACAGGCCUUAUGAUCUUUGUGCUGAUGGGCUGCUCAGUCUUCAUGACGGCUAUCUUAAAGUUUAUUCCAAUGCCGGUACUCUACGGAGUUUUCCUCUACAUGGGAGUUUCUUCACUACAGGGAAUUCAGUUCUUUGAUCGUCUAAAGCUCUUUGGGAUGCCCGCAAAGCACCAGCCAGAUUUCAUCUACCUGCGGCAUGUGCCGCUGCGCAAAGUGCACCUCUUCACCCUCAUCCAGUUGACCUGUCUCGUCCUGCUCUGGGUCAUCAAGGCAUCUCCAGCUGCCAUUGUUUUCCCAAUGAUGGUUUUGGCCUUGGUCUUUGUCAGGAAAGUCAUGGAUCUCUGUUUCUCUAAGCGAGAGCUGAGCUGGUUAGAUGAUCUCAUGCCUGAAAGCAAAAAGAAGAAGUUGGAUGAUGCCAAAAAGAAGGCCAAGGAGGAAGAGGAGGCCGAGAAAAUGUUAGAAAUUGGGGGAGACAAGUUUCCCUUAGAGAGCAGGAAGUUACUAAGUAGUCCUGGAAAGAACAUCAGUUGCAGAUGUGACCCCUCUGAGAUUAAUAUAUCUGAUGAAAUGCCUAAAACUACAGUUUGGAAAGCUCUCAGUAUGAAUUCUGGAAAUGCAAAGGAAAAGAGUCUCUUCAACUAAGAGUCUUUGCUGGGAUGGAAGAUUUGGGCCGUGUGGUGCCUCAGGGAAGUUCUGGUUACAGAGAAAAUGGCGAGUCUCUCAGAGAAGAAGCAAGACCAAGUCUGGCCCUGUCCUUGGUCAUCUCAAAGCCAUGCCGAAGCAUUCAGUUAUUCUUGGUGUGCAUUGGAGGGCAUCCAGCUAUCCCCAUACCAGCAGCCAGUCACCAGAUGUGAACGUGGAAGCAGAAGACCACCUCCUGUUGGUUCUUCUCCUCUUCCUUCUUUUUCUCUUUGGAACGGCCACCAUUGAAGACCUAGCUUCCCAUUUUCCAGACGUUUUCUCUGAAAUUCUCUGCUGGCCUGCCAAGCCAUAUGGAUUCAUUCUGCCACUGAGGAGUCCUUCAGUGAGGUCCCUCUUCCUAAAGGACAGAGUGGGGAGUAGGAGAGGAACAGAGAGGACAUCCUCUCUGGCUCUCCAGUGCUCUUAGUGUCUACAGGCUCCUAGGCAGCCCUGGGCCUUGGUUUGAUUACCUCCUCUGGGGGAUGCUGGUCAGACCCAGAGGUUGUCAGGAGGUCAGCUACCAGGAAGAUCCAUGAUCUGGGCAUUGGCAGUGCCUGCCACCACAGCCAGGAAGAUGCCUCUGACCUGGGUGCAUCUCCAUCACUCCUUAGCAGCAGCCUGCAUAACUGGCAAGAAUCUUGGAUGAUACAAGAACCAAGAAGGGACAUUUGAGUUGUGUCGCUUAGAUAGGAAAGGGAUCCAGGGAAAAUCAACAGUAAGUGAGGAUGAGCAGCGUCUCUUGGUUUUCAUUGAGGAUAGAGUAAGAGAUUGAGUUUAGAUUGCAACAGAAGGAAUUAGUUUAGAUACCAGGAAGGACUUCCUAGCCUGAAGAUUUGUCAUAGUGUCUGCUUUCUAGAUAUCUGGGAAAGAUUUGAUAAUAGUUGUUUGUGAAUAGAAAGGAGGAUAUGAUGUUUUUAUUGGCCAUUUUGCGGGACUCUUCGACUUCUUGCUGCUGUCUCUUGAGGAUACAUUCCAAUUCCAUCCUGGCGAGAUCCAAGUGCUUACGUACUGUCUCCUUAGCUGCCUUAGUAGUAAACGAUCAUCAGUUCAAUGGACCAAAAUCACCUUCAGCCAUGUGGUUUCUUCAUCAUCAUGGAUUUCUUUUGGUUGACAAACAUUCUGGCUCUCAGAUGCAAAAAGUCACACUGGGAAAUGAACUGUAAGUGGUGAAAUUAGUUUUGGUAUCUAAUUUAAGACUACAUUUAUAGUUUUUCUCUUCUCUUCUAUGUUGCAAUGAAUGUAAAGUAUUUGGGAUCCAGUGCUUAUAAACCUUUCCUUCCUUUGUGCACAGAAUGUAACUAGCAAGCCCAUUAGCACCCAGAUAAUUCUAUCAUGUUAGUUUUCCAUCCUGGAAAAUCUUUGUACAGUGGGAAGUUCCCGAUGUGUUUUUCUUUCUUAGGUGAAGGGUUGGCUAUAUCACUUUAUUGAAUUUUGCAUUCCUUAGACUUUUAAAAUAUACUAAUGUAUUCUAGUCUUACUCUAAAGACCUUUGAUGUUAAAGGAAUCCUUCAUUUAUUUCAUAUUCCCUAUCUCAUAGGGCCACAAUUAUUUUAAUACAGAGAUGAUUUUCAAAAUAUUUUAACAACUGGUACAGGACAGAUGCCAGCCACUCAGAAGGGAUGCCUGCUGUAAACAAGCAGUAUGUAUGGUUGUACCAAUGCCUAUUGGCUGAACAUUAUGCUACUUUCAGAUAUUAAAAUGAUGUUCCUUUGAAUCGUGGGUAUUGUUCCUGGUUUGUCUCAUUUCUAUCACAAGGCUGUUUUGGGCACAGCCUUAGCUUCCUUUCAUAUAUAUAUGGUGCAGACAGGAUAGGUCAUGCUUCUUAGAACCUAUAUGGGCAUUAAAAUCUUCAUGAGCCAAAGCUUCACAUUUUAGCACUUUAGGAUAACUGUAGUAAUUGUACUCAUUUACCUACCUAAUUGGGAAGAAUUAAAAGGCAGCCCAUCUGGAGGAUAAGCUUUCUUGCAGACUUUUCCCUUGUCCCUCUCUGGCUGCCUCCUUGAGCUUGCCACUUUUUCAUCUUCAUUGUUCCCUGAGAACAUCUCCCCUUUCUUGCUCUAUCUUGCCCCUCCCAUCUUUUCCUGCCACCUCUGUGUGGGGAGGUUGAUGACCAUUUCACCUCUUUCCCUAGCCUCAGCACAGCUGUAAGGAGUGUAUCAAAACUGGGUGAGAGUAUCACUCAGAAAAAUGCCUCCCCUAACACACGGAUGUCUUGUGCUGCCUUGACUGCUUGAGGGGAGGAGCCUUCAUUAACUCUGUGUAGUGCAGGUACAGGACCACCUGUGCACUUCAGGGUACUUCUCGAGCUAGACCCUCCCGGAUCACUGCGCCUUAGGAAUGUUAGCUACUUUUUUAAAAAAAAUAUGAUUUGGUGCGUUGUUGGGGUGAACUCCAUGGGGAAGAUUGUGAGUGAAGAUGGGAAGGAAUUUGGGUGGUUUUGCCAUGAGGUGAUGGUUGGGGUUGGGCGAAUGGGUUGGAUGAUCCUGGCUCUGUGGGUGUGGUGCUGGGUUGCCUCCGGACAGUUGCAGUUCACCUUUGUGCAUGGUGGUUACCAGUCACUCUAGGGAUUGUAGGUCCCAACGGUGGUUCCAGCAGCCUGCACAGCUGGUACGAGGACAGCUGGAGGAGGGUCUGAUAUCCCUGCAAGUGAUGCAGGAUAAAACUUCCCGGCCGGGCGCGAUGGCUCACGCCUGUAAUCCCAGCACUUUGGGAGGCCAAGAUGGGCGGAUCACGAGGUCAGGAGAUCGAGACCAUCCUGGCUAACAUGGUGAAACCCCGUCUCUACUAAAAAUACAAAAAAAUUAGCUGGGCAUGGUGGCGGGCGCCUGUAGUCCCAGCUAUUCAGGAGGCUGAGGCAGGAGAAUGGCGUGAACGCGGGAGGCGGAGCUUGCGGUGAGCCGAGAUCAUACCACUGCACUCCAGCCUGGGUGACAGAGCAAGACUCCAUUUCAAAAAAAAAAAAAAAAAACUUCCCAAUAGGAGGUAUUCCUUGAUGGCUCUCGAAUGCAUGAAUGAUAUAUCAGUUUGAAGUUUCUCGACCUUUCCAUCAAGGAUCUUGAAUUUUUUCUCAAUUAUGCUUGCUAAUGUGUCAAAGGCCAAGUACACUGUAUCAAACUUGCCGUCUGUAAGAUGCAAGAUCAAUCUAGUGUUUCAGCCAGUUCACUACUGACAUCAGACUCAACUUUGUCCCCUCUCUUUCUUUUCAUGCAAGAGACUUUAAGGGUAACCUCUUCAGUUGAAACUGUCUUGGAAGUGCAGCCCUCCUCCUGUGUGGCUAGAGAAAGAGAUGGCACCAGGAUCUCUUAACGGCAAGUGCUCACGGGGCAUGGGUGAUUUUGUCUAGUCUGGUCCUUUUGGACGUGGUGAUUUCCUGUCAUCCUCGUGGUCUGACAUUGCUUCUCACUGGAUACUGGUUGUGGCCUUUGACUCAUUAGCUGAUUGUUGGAUCUCUUUGUGAGGUUCGAUUUUUUAAAAAUCCAUGGGUCCCUAUGGACUGUCGCCUGUUGCAGAUGAUGGUGAUUCUCUUCUUCUUUUUUUUGUCUCCAAUAGUUGCCUGGACGACUUCAUGGGUCAGUCCACAUGAUUGCAGGAUUUCCCAUUGCUCAUCUGUGAAUGUUGAUUGGCCAACCUGUCUGAGCUUUCAGCAGAUGCAUCCUUGAGCUUAGUUUCAGGAAUUCCUCCUGGAAUUGGUUUUCCUUGGUGGUAAUUUCUCAUGGUGGAGCUUGUUUCUGAGGCAUGGUACAGUGCUGCGGAGGCAAGGCAAGGCUGUCGUGGUGAUUUUCACAGCAUCUGGAUGGCAAAUUGCCUUCACGUAGGGAAACCACAUGGGACUGAUAGCUUUCUCAAGGGAUCUCCAAGCAUCUCUGAAUUUGGGGAUUUCAUCAGUUACUCCUGGAAUCAAAAUGAGUGUGGAGUCAUAAUAUAUAUAUUUUUUGAGACAAAGUCUCACUCUUUCACCCAGGCUGGAGUGCAGUGGUGCGAUCUCAUCUCACUGCAACCUCUGCCUCCUGGGUUCAAGUGAUUCUCCUGCCUCAGCCUCCCAAGUAGCUAGGAUUACAGGUGCGCACCACCAUGCCCAGCUAAUUUUUGUAUUUUAGUAGAGACGAGGUUUCACUAUGUUGGCCAGGCUGGUCUGAAACUCCUGGACUCAGGUGAUCCACCCACCUCAGCCUCCCAAAGUGCUGGGAUUACAGGUGUGAGCCACUGCCCCUGGCCUCAAAAUCUUUAAGGAAGUUAUUUAUCGUCACAAGUGUUGUCAUCUGUGACUCAUGGGCCACUUGAUGAACCUGAACCAUUAGUGGUUGUCCAGAUCCUCCAGCUUUUUCAGACAGUAUUCCAAUCAGGGUUUUAUGACAUCAGGGUAUCCCACCUUUUUUGCAACAUAGGCAGAAACACCAAGCUGUGGGUAAUUGAUGUGCGUGUCACUGAUUCCUGCAGCAGCUUUGAAUGUAUUAAAUCUGUUUUCAACAGCCUUUGCAUUGGUGUUAUCUCUCAAAUCUCUGUAAAGAGCACUAAGAGUUGUAGUGUUGCAUGAUAUAAUCCAAGCCUGUGGGCUGUGUCAUCCGGGAUUGUUGGAAUUUUGCAUGUGUCUGUUCCAUAUCCCACUGGUAACCAGCUUACAGACCUUUUGUCAGGUUGGCUUACAUUAUCAUCAACAGGUUGCCGUAGUGAUGAUAUGAUGCUGGACACAAUCAUUGUGCACUUUGUUAAUUUGGUAUGGUGGUGCCAUACAUUAUCACUGUACAGUAUUAACAAGGCUGGAAUAUGGCCCUCUGCUGUAGGGGGCGUGGCACCUGUGACUUGCACUGGAAUAAGUAGGAGGCUUUCCCCAAAGGAUAUGGAGACUGAUGUGUGCUCCAUACCUUGAGGGGAGCUCUCUUGGUUUCCUUUGGCUGGGUCUGUUAGUUACUUUUGAAGGCCAUGCCAACCCUUUUAGGCCAUUAAAUUUUUCUCAAACAAUAGCCAGCCUCAUUUCUGCUUCAUCUCUGUGGUAGGAACCAUUCCCUACUCUUACUCCCUCCUCUUGUCCAACUUCCACCAAACACUCAAUCCGAGUCCUGGCUGCUUUCUUGCUUAGGUCUGUGGCUGGUAACUGUGGUGAAAGAGUCAAGGUGGGCAGUGUUUGGGGUAGGAAAUGAGUAGAGGUGAAGCAGCAGCAGUGUGUGUGUGGGUGUGUGGGUGUGUGUGCAUGCGUGUGCAUUUGCAUGUGUGUAUGUUGACAAAUGAGAGUGUAGCCAUAAGAUUUCAUUGUUACUACUAGUCUUUGUGUACCUAUCUGGGGGGACAUUAAAAAAAUAUGGCCAUUCUCCCAUCUAGAGGGUUCCCAUCUCAGACUUCUCUGAUAAGAGUAAUUUGAGAACAAAUACAGAUUCAUCUAUGGGAAAAGAUGUUUAAACUCAGCAUGAAGGAGAAACAAAUUUAGGAGUGGAAAGCAAGGCAGGUAGUUAGGUGAUUCCAUGCCCACAUUUGCUUGGGCCAGGGAAGUGGUGCACCUCUUUUAUGACAAUGGGAGAUUUCAGAAACAGUUUGAGUGUUGGCAGACCAAUGCCCUGAUAAGCUUGUGGUAUAGAGGUAGGAAGGGAGGGAGGCCAGAGAUUAGAUAAAAUGAUGGUGGGUGGGAUCUUAGCUCUAAAUGAAAAGAACUGGACUUACUAAGUGGGUGGAUUACUUGCUAGCCAUAACUUUUAGGGAAGGGUAGGUCUGGAGAGAAGGUGAAGACCAGCAGAAAUAUACUGUGAAAUUGCCAAAUAUGUUUGGUUGCAGAAAACACAGCCUGGCUCUUUGUGGCUAGAUGUGACUUCCAACUUCUGAAGACAGGAUUGCCAAGAGAUGUGAUCUUUCCACAUACAGCUCCUGUCCCCAUCUCUUUAUGUGUAGAGACCUGGAUUUGGGGUAGUAGGGUAGUAAACCAUAUAUUUCCAAAAGACAGUGUGAAGAGUCACUGUUUCUCUUUGUCUGGGAUGUGAUUGGCUUUUGUUUUUUUGUUUUUUGUUUUUGAGACGGAGUCUCGCUCUGUCGCUUUGUCACCAGGCUGGAGUGCAAUGGCACAAUCUCAGCUCACUGCAACCUCCGCCUCCUGGCUUCAAGUGAUUCUCCUGCCUCAGCCUCCCGAGUAGCUGGGACUAUAGGCGCGCACCACCAUGCCCAGCUAAUUUUUGUAUUUUUAGUAGAGACGGGAUUUCACCAUGUUGGCCAGGAUGGUCUUGAUCUCUUGACCUCAUGAUCCACCCGCCUUGGCCUCCCAAAGUGCUGGGAUUACAGGCUUGAGCUACCACGCCCGGCUAGUGAUUGGCUUUUAAAUUAAUCAUAAAUGUUUGAUAAAAUUCUGGUAUGUGCUAAGUCCCAGGCUUGGUUGAUAUCUCAGACUAUGAUAGCUGUGACCUUCAAGAAAUUUCUGGCUUGGGGAAUCUGUAGUUUCUGGUUGUCCAAAAAAGAUAGUUCUUAGUCCUACUUUAUUUUCUACCCACUCAACUCUCCAGACUUCCCUCUUAGUAAAGGAAUUCGUAAUUCUCCCUGCAUCUUCUCUGUUUAUUUCAAUGUCCAUGUUCUGAGUCUCGAGUUUUCCUGAAGCAUAGGAGCAGGCUUGGCCCCAGAGCCCCUGGCUUUUUCAACGAGCAUCAGAAAUGCUAUCAAUAUAUUCUCUCUGUUGCUUUAUCAGCUUCUCUAAAUUUAUUUUGUAAGGAAGUUAGCACCUCCUUCCAGGACUUUAAACAGUUGUCUUUGCCAAUUUGUUCCUGGAUUUUCCUUGAACUUCUCAGGUUUCCAAGCCACAUCCUAGCAGGGCAUCCAGGAGCCUUGCACUGAACCUCUCAGCUCUUUUGACUUUCUUCUGGUCAUAGGUGUUGGGCCUCCCAUUAGGUAGAAGUCCUUUGAGCAGACCCGAAAUGGCCAAAUGAGACAUCAUCCAAGUUCCUCCCUCCUUUACUGUCUCGGCUUUUUCAAGCACCCCUUUCACCUCUCUUUUCUGCCUUUUCCUCAGUCUGUCAAGUUCUUUGGAGGAAAGAAGUUCUUGGUCAGAGGUCCUAAAACCACCACCAGCUGGGGGUGGUGAGAAUGGUGAAGAGUUGGACAGUCCCGGGGCUUUUUUGAAAGGGGACUUUAUGGUCAUUUCACCUGUUUAGGGUGAGGGACUAAGAAUUCUCAAGCCUUCAGUUUCAUCCAUAUUUCAGUGUAAGCAGAAAAGCACAUCUCAAAGCCAAAUAGAAAUGAUUUUCUACUAAGCCGAUAAAUCCUUUGUGAUUCUUGGUUCCCUUGGUCUCUUAAUAUUAAUUAUAGAGAAUGGGCAGUUGAGUCAGUUAACAUCUUUUCAUCAGAAAGGAGGGUAAUAUUCAUAACCAAAAGAGAUGUAAAGGAAGUAUAUUACUGCUUGAAGUGUGAAAAGAGGAAAGGAGUGUUAUGUGAACCUUUUCAAUAGGGAAAUUCAGAAAAUGGAAUGAUUCAUCUAUAGGCAUAAUUCUUUUAGGAGAUUCUGUGCUCAAAGGGAAGGGAAUGGUUUCUGAUCCUUCUGAAGAGAAAAGGAAUAGCAUUUUUCUUAAACCUAACCCAGUUUCAGCAUUGGAGAAUACAGAACUUUUUCUUCUAGCUGAUGGCAUUAAUAUUUCUUGAGAGAGAGAACCCACCCACGGCACUUUUCUGAGCCCAGCAGAAAUCAGCGGAGCUUGGGCUUCGCUUAGCAGGUUUGCAAUUGACUUCAACAUGCAGGCUUUUCACAUGUGCAAUAAUGCUGGAAACAGAAGCACCAAACUGAUUGUGCAAUUACUCCUUUUGUAGAAGAGGCCAAAAUCCUCCUCCUCCUUCCUUUCUCCUAUAUUCACUCCUCCAGGAUCAUAAAGCCUCCCUCUUGUUUAUCUGUGUCUGUCUGUCUGAUUGGUUAGAUUUGGCUGCCCUUCCAAGCUAAUGGUGUCAGGUGGAGAACAGAGCAACCUUCCCUCAGAAGGAGACAACUCGAGGUGCUGGUACAUUUCCCUUGUUUUCUAUGUUCUUCUUUCUAGUGGGUCUCAUGUAGAGAUAGAGAUAUUUUUUUGUUUUAGAGAUUCCAAAGUAUAUAUUUUUAGUGUAAGAAAUGUACCCUCUCCACACUCCGUGAUGUAAAUAGAACCAGGAAUAAAUGUGUCAUUGUGAUAAUCCCAUAGCAAUUUAUGGUAAGAACAAGACCCCUUUCCCUCACCACCGAGUCUCGUGGUCUGUGUCUGUGAACCAGGGCAGGUAAUUGUGACACUGCAUCUCAUAGGCCUCUGCCUGCCCAGAUUUUUGUGUGCUCACCUCAGUGGGUGAAAAAUAAAGUCUGUGUAAACUGUU
Messenger RNA from Gorilla gorilla gorilla (western lowland gorilla), 11814 nucleotides. It is a transcript of the gene SLC4A8, whose product is annotated as solute carrier family 4 member 8. The record is from RefSeq and is a predicted model, not a curated record. Gene Ontology annotation, biological process: regulation of intracellular pH; transmembrane transport; bicarbonate transport. Gene Ontology annotation, molecular function: solute:inorganic anion antiporter activity; sodium:bicarbonate symporter activity; monoatomic anion transmembrane transporter activity. NCBI's taxonomy places the organism in Eukaryota, Metazoa, Chordata, Mammalia, Primates, Hominidae. The coding region runs from base 196 to 3477 and encodes 1093 amino acids. Gene Ontology annotation, cellular component: plasma membrane. The transcript has 25 exons.